ACAUUACAGAAAAGCAAAGAAUAACCCCCCAAAUGAGGUAAUAAUAAGUAAUAACGAGUGCCCCGCUUCAUUGAAUGCGUGGUACGCUUUCCAGUGGAAUUGUUCGUUACUUGGCCGGGGCCAUCUGCUUUUCUCUAAUAUCUUUCUUCGCCGCUCCUAAACCGCCAACUGUUCGACGAAAUGCCUGAACCAUGUUCUCCAUCAACGUCGACCCGUCUCUGCUCUUCGUUUCCCCUUUUUGCUUCCGGUGUUUGAGUUCUCACUCUUUUCCUUCUACUGUCUUCAUCGUUAAUGCGAGAAAAAGAGCAAGAAAGCAAGAAAAUUCUUCAAGUCUUGUUACUUUCAAGACGAGUUGUGGUUCUGGUGCUCUGUUUGGGUUUUCUGCGGAGGAUUUUGGUUCGGGAAGGUGCGAGAACGGGUCUGGGUGGGAUAGCGAGGAGGAAGACUGGGUUUUAGAGGCGGAGAUUUUGGAGUUUAUGAAGAAUUCUGAACGUCCGGACAAGUUUCCGAGCAAGAAAGAGCUGGUGAAUGCUGGGAGGAUUGAUCUUGUUGAGGGUAUAUUGAGGCAAGGAGGGUGGCUUUCUAUGGGCUGGGAUUCGGACAACGAUGGUGGGGAGAAACAUGUUCAAGAAAGUUACUAUACAGGAUGGGAUGAUGGGUUUCUUCAAGAAAGAGUCUUGGAGGGCAAUGAAGAGAGGGUUUCUUCUUUCACUGUUGAUUCUUCUUCUUCAAGUGCUUCCUCGUCUGGUAUAUCACUAGAAACAGCAGCUGAAAAUGAUUUUGGGAUAGAGGGUAUACUGAGUCGGUUGGAGAAAGAAAGGAAUUUGGAAUUUGGAUUUAGUAAGCUAGAGGAAGGAAGCAGUGCUCACACCCAACAUAAUUAUGGGGAAGAUGUUCAGAUUCACAAAACCUCAAUGAAAGUUGCUGGCCUUGACAGAAGCACUAGACUUGAAUCUCUAAGCCUUGGCGAAAACUUAACUAAUGUCACAGGGAAGAUGCUUGGUCAGAGUCCAUCACUCUCAAACUUUGAUGGUUUUGGAGACUCACUAAAGCCAGAAAUGGGGAAAAGUUGCGAAACUCAGACUGCAGGAUUUUCAGAUAUGGAUUGUAAAGGGGAUGAUAUACUUGAAGUAAAAUCUUGUGUUAGUGAACCUGUUAGUAUGGAGAAUAAUCCUUAUACUGAAGUUAUAACUAAAAGCCAAGUACAAAAUCACCUUCAGCACAUGGAGUCAGAGCUUUCCAGUGUACUUAAUUCGUUCAGGUUAAAUUCAGAUGAAAAAAGCAUAUUGCAGAAGGAUCUUAAGAACUCUGAUGAUCUUCUGAAGCUUUCUGAUGCAUGGGAGUUCCAGGAAAAUGAGAUCAUGAAUGCUAGGGACAGGUUGCGGUCAUUACGAGCAAAGAUAGCAGUAUUACAAGGAAAAUAUGCACUUGCGAUAAUUGAUGCACGAAAGAUUGUGGAAGAAAAACAGAGAAGGAUAGAUGAUGCUCAUAGGGCUUUACGGCUUCUUCGCAGUGCUUGCAUUGUGUGGCCUAAUUCAGCCUCAGAGGUGCUCUUAGCUGGAUCAUUUGAUGGCUGGACUUCUCAGAGGAAGAUGGAGAAGUCGAGUACGGGCAUAUUCUCUGUGUCUCUGAAGUUGUAUCCAGGCAAAUAUGAGAUCAAGUUCAUUGUUGAUGGUGAAUGGAGGGUAGAUCCCCUACGCCCUAUCGUUAACAACAAUGGAUAUGAGAAUAAUACACUCAUCAUUCAUUAAGGAUGACUAAAAAUAAACCCUAGCGGACAUGGUAGUAUUCUUCAUCAACCAUAUAUAACUUACCUUUUUCUCAUGAUUCUUUGACCAGAGGUUGGUAUGUGUAACAAUCUUGAUGUUUUUCAGAUAAUUCUUUUCUUUUC
This is a messenger RNA of Tripterygium wilfordii, 1891 nucleotides long. Its product is annotated as protein PTST homolog 2, chloroplastic. The transcript is spliced from 8 exons. The coding region runs from base 192 to 1751 and encodes 519 amino acids. The record is from RefSeq and is a predicted model, not a curated record. Lineage: Eukaryota; Viridiplantae; Streptophyta; Magnoliopsida; Celastrales; Celastraceae.